AUGGCUCCGGCGGCCGGCGCCCCCGUCGUCGCGCUGGGCGACGACCUCCUCCGCGAGGUCUUCAUCCGCCUUCCGGCCUCCGUCGACCUCCUCCGCGCAGCCGCCGCCUGCAAGCCCUUCCUCCGCGCUGCCCGCAGCGCGCCCUUCCUCCGCCGCUUCCGCCGCCGCCACCCCUCUUCCUGCCCGCGCCUCCUCGGCUGCCUCAUCCUCUUCUCCAACCGCCGCGGCGGCAAAUCCCACUUCGUACCCAUCUCUGCUUCCUCCUUGUCAUCGUCGUCUGCGGCAGCGGCCGCCGACGGUGGCGACUUCGCCCUCUCCUUCCUUCCCGGCGGCGGUUGUCUGGGCCAGGGCGCAGACACGUGGAAGCACCUGGACUGUCGCAACGGCCGCCUUCUCCUGGAGAACCUGGGGUCCCAUGAACUCGCCAUCGCGGAUCCGAUCUCGCGCCGCUGCGUCUCCCUCCCCGCGCCUCCCGCCGGGCGCGCCGUCGGGUACGGCCUCUUCGCCGACGACGGCGAUUCGUCGGAGUUCCGGGUGGUUUGCGUUUCGCGGGACGCCGCCUCGCCCGAGCUGCGUGCGCUGGUCCUGGCCUCCGGCGAGCUCUCCUGGACCGACGUCGCCGGCAUCGCGUGCCAGCCCGAUCUAGCCGCCGGCUCCCGGGUGAUGCAGGCGAACCGGUCGCUGUACUGGAGGCUCGAGGGCGGGGAGCGCAUGGUGGCGUUCAGCACGGCGUCCAUGGAGCUCUCGGUUUUGGACCUCCCGCCUGGCCUUUGGGAGCUCCCCUUCGUCGCCGUCGACAGGGGUGAAGAGGAGGAUGUCAAUGUCCUCCACCUGCUCACCAUGAGCGGCUUCCGCGUCGAGGUGUGGGCAGGCACGGCGGAUGGUGGGGGUGGGAUGGCAUGGAGGCGGGUGGAGAAAUCGAUGAGGUUCCACAAGGUACUGACGGUGGUGACCAAUCCUUUAUUCCAGUCAUACCGCCGGAAUGAGGUUGAUGUCAUCGGGGUGGCCGCUGGCCUUGUGUUCUUUCGGCAGUGGAAUCAUCUCUUCUCCAUUUAUCUUGAAACUAUGAAGCUGAAGCAGUUGCCAAACGUGGAGCCCAUGGGGGUGCUGACCUAUCCUUACACAAUCGCGUGGCCACCCUCUUUCUUGAAUCCUGCUGGACAAGGCGGUUGA
Messenger RNA from Miscanthus lutarioriparius, 1173 nucleotides. The record is from the annotation of a GenBank genome assembly. Lineage: Eukaryota; Viridiplantae; Streptophyta; Magnoliopsida; Poales; Poaceae.